This is a messenger RNA of Penicillium malachiteum, 1650 nucleotides long. RefSeq names its product CwfJ domain protein. The record is from RefSeq and is a predicted model, not a curated record. The coding region runs from base 1 to 1650 and encodes 549 amino acids. Gene Ontology annotation, cellular component: post-mRNA release spliceosomal complex. Gene Ontology annotation, biological process: mRNA splicing, via spliceosome. The transcript has 2 exons. Lineage: Eukaryota; Fungi; Ascomycota; Eurotiomycetes; Eurotiales; Aspergillaceae. Gene Ontology annotation, molecular function: RNA lariat debranching enzyme activator activity.
AUGGCCUCAAAAAUUAUUGUUCUUGGAGGUGUAAAUUGCCAAUUACAAGCCGCAUUUACAAAACUGGCCAAGCUGCAAGCCAAACAAAACUUUGCGUUUGCAAUUAUGGUUGGAAAUCUCUUUGGAGACUGCUCAACUGAAAAUCAGUUAGAUGAAAUUUCUGCUCUGCUUAAUGGGAACAUCGGCGUACCUCUGCCAACCUAUUUCACUGUCGGAGACUUGCCUCUUCCCACUCGCAUAGUGGAGAAGAUCGAAGCCGAUGACGAGGUGUGCCCUAAUCUGUACUUCCUUGGCAAGCGAGGAUCCUUGAAGACUUCAGAGGGUGUUCGCAUUGCUGCUCUCGGUGGUACUCUUGCCAGUAGUGAUUCUCACAAGCCAGAAAGCAAUGUCACUGGCAAAUUCCAAACAACAUACAGCGAGGCUGAUGCUCGCGCGCUUUUCGGCACACACAGCGCCGACAUCUUGAUCACCAACCAAUGGCCCAAGGGCAUUAGAACCGGAUCCAAGGUCUCUACUCCAGAAGAUUUGCCUACUGAAGUACAGUGUGUAGCCGAUAUCUGUGCUACCUUGAAACCGAAAUACCACUUCUCGCCAUCAGAUGCAUUCUUCUAUGAGCGAGAGCCAUUCUUCCAUAUGCCCACGGAAGACAACCCAAAUGGCAAACCAUUGACCCGUUUCAUCUCAAUGGCCUCGUUCCCGUCCAAACAAAAGGCCAUGUACGCCUUUACAUUAGAUCCAAAGGCUGAGCCAUCCGUCACCUUGCCAGCUGGCGCAACCGCAUCUCCCUUGUCUGCUCCUCAAUCCAAACGCAAGGCACUUGCCCCUCAACGGGAAUCAUUCCACCGCUUCGCAAUGACAGACGAUGACAACCAAAAUCACUCGCACAAGCGUCAUCGCCGUGAUCGAGGCCCGCCUCCAGGCCCAGAACAAUGUUUCUUCUGUCUCUCUAACCCCAACAUUGCCACACACCUGAUUACAUCCAUCGGUGAUGAAAGUUAUCUCACAAUCGCCAAGGGACCCCUCCCAACAAAGGAGUUCUUCCCUUCCCUAGGGUUCCCAGGACAUAUGCUCAUUAUCCCAUUCUCCCACUCCCCAACACUAGCCUCCAUCCAAGAAGCAGAAAGCCGAGCAUCAACCUACAAAGAAAUGCAACGCUACCGGUCCUCUCUCCAUAAGAUGAUCAUGGACCGCUCAGAAGGAAAACUCGGCGCCGUAACAUGGGAAGUUAGUCGCUCAGGUGGUAUUCACACACACUGGCAAUUCCUCCCGGUCCCAAUCAACCUCAUCCGCGAUGGACUCGUCGACGCUGCAUUCAAGGUCGAGGCUGAGAAUCUCAAGUACCCACGUUUCACAACCCUCCCUGCAUCAGAAUCUAAGGGCGCAGAUGAGGCUGGUGACUUUUUCAGAUUGUGGAUCUGGAAUGCGGAUGAUUCUACAGAGGGAGCAGAGAAAAUGCUCAUGCUGGACUUGUCACAAGAUUUUCGCUUUGAUCUUCAAUUCGGUCGUCGUGUUAUGGCGAAGUUGCUUGAGUUGGAUUCGAGAAUGUAUUGGAAGGAUGCUCCUCAGACUGAGGUGGAGGAAGAGGCUGAUGCGGUGGCUUUCAAGGCGGCGUUUGAGAAGUAUGAUUUCUCCCUGGAAGCUGCUACAUAG